This is a messenger RNA of Cylindrotheca closterium, 789 nucleotides long. NCBI's taxonomy places the organism in Eukaryota, Bacillariophyta, Bacillariophyceae, Bacillariales, Bacillariaceae. The record is from the annotation of a GenBank genome assembly.
AUGGAUGAACUGCUACGGAUGUACAAUGCCAGCUAUGUUGAUGACAAUGCGGUUGCUGCUUUUGCUGCCCACAUUGAACAAGCCAUACAUCAUAGUGUGAUGUCGGCCUUUGAGGUUUUUGGCCAUGAUCCACGUCAAGGUGAUUGCCUUCAAGCGACAAAAUGGGAACCUGAGGUCAGCGAAACCUUCUUGCUUUUGGGUUUUCGUAUCAAUACCCAUGAUAUGACAGUCUCUUGGCCCCUUUACAAACGGGAAGAUUUGCACUCGCAGUUGGUGGACAUUCUUAAGCGUUGUCCUCGUUGUGUCUCUCCUCAAGAAAUGGCAAAGAUUGUUGGCAUUGUCAGAUCUGCAUCUGAGAUUGCUCCAUGGGGCAAUUUCUUGAGUUUCAACUUGCAAAAUGCACUGACACAAGCGGCCAAGAAUGCUUUCUCAGACAAACAAAGUUGGUGGACACGCUCCCGUAUCUACCUAUCGCGGAUGGCAGUUGCUACGAUUCAUCAAAUGUUGGAAACAUUACUGGAACCUGAGGAGAGUCCACUUUGGUCUCGUCCUGUCGCGUUAUACUUGGAUCAUGAUUUCACCCACCGCGCGUACUCCGAUGCCAGUUAUGGGGGUUUGGGUGGUUGGAGUGCGGACUUCAGUUUCCUUUGGCGCUUGAUCCGUGACACUCUUGUCGAAGCCGGUUUCGACAUGCGUGCCAUAAAAAUCUCUUCUACCGACCCAGCAUCCAUUGAUGGCUUCCUGCAUAUCAACUCAUUGGAAUACUUGGGCGCACUCAUCAAUCUUUGG